AUGGAGCUCACCGAGCGCUCCAGUGCGGCGCUGGACAUCGAGCAGUCCGUCCCGCUGACGAGCGAGAUCGCCUGGACGGACCUGCCCGCGCUGCCGCGGCCGGCGUCGCGGCAGCGCACGGAGUGCCGCAUGGGGUGCGGCAUCGUGCUGACGGUGGUCGCGACGUGCAUCAUCGCGACGCACGGCGGCGUGCGCACGCUCGAGUGCGCGUCGCGGCGCUGGGACUGGCUGCUCUACGUCGUCUACGCCGAGGCCGCCGUCGCGCUGCUGUGCCUCGCGGGCCUCGUGUUCGACGACCCGGGCACGGUGAAGCGUUCUCGGCUCACGUGCGAGCCCGUGCCGCCGGAGGCGCGCGCGAAGCUCCAGAACAUGGCGCCGCCGAACCUCCAGAACGUGACGGGCGCCGACGGCCGCACCUUCUGCGUCCGCUGCUACGUCUGGCGGCCCCGGGAGCCGCCGGCCUACGACGGCGACCGCUUCCACGCGCACGCGAACGCGCACCACUGCAGCACGUGCCAGCGCUGCGUGACGGACUUCGACCACCACUGCGGCGUCUUCGGCCGCUGCAUCGCGGGCAAGGGGCUCCGCGGCAACUUCAAGUACUUUGCGACGAUCAUCGCGACGGGCUACGCCGGCGCGGGCACGGCGACCGCGUCGCUCAUGCUCGGCGUGCUCAAGUGCGCCGAGGGCAACUGGUGGGGGUCCUGGUCCAACGUCAUCCUGCUGACCUUCGCGGGCUACGUGGGCGUCGCGGCCGUGGGCUGGUUCGUCGUCGCGACGUGCCAGUGCGUCGGCGCGCUGUUCGACUACGCGUGGGACGGGCGGCGGAAGCUGACGGAGGUGCGGGGGAGAGGGGUGGUGCGGGCCUAA
Molecule: messenger RNA, 870 nt
Organism: Aureococcus anophagefferens
Lineage: Eukaryota; Pelagophyceae; Pelagomonadales; Pelagomonadaceae
Exons: 1
Coding region: 1-870 (289 amino acids)
Biological process (GO): peptidyl-L-cysteine S-palmitoylation; protein targeting to membrane
Cellular component (GO): Golgi apparatus; endoplasmic reticulum
Molecular function (GO): protein-cysteine S-palmitoyltransferase activity
Source: RefSeq, a predicted model, not a curated record